This is a messenger RNA of Aspergillus ochraceoroseus IBT 24754, 813 nucleotides long. RefSeq names its product HpcH/HpaI aldolase family protein. Gene Ontology annotation, cellular component: cytoplasm. The transcript is spliced from 6 exons. The record is from RefSeq and is a predicted model, not a curated record. Gene Ontology annotation, molecular function: aldehyde-lyase activity. NCBI's taxonomy places the organism in Eukaryota, Fungi, Ascomycota, Eurotiomycetes, Eurotiales, Aspergillaceae. Bases 1 to 813 code for a protein of 270 amino acids.
AUGGCUCUCAACACUGCGAUCCAAACUGCCCUGACAAAGCCGUCGUCAGCUUUCGGAUUCUGGCUCACACUUCCCAGCACGGGUGUUGCGAAGACAAUCCUCCGUUCGACGGCUCAGCAGCCCAAUCGAUUCAGCUGGGUUCUGGUUGACGCUGAACAUGGCUUGAUCACAGACAGAGACUACUACGAGCUCACAAAUGCCAUUGGCGCGGAGGGUGCCAGUCCACUCAUCCGGGUCCCCUGGGGCGAGGAAUGGCUGAUCAAACGCGCUCUCGACGCGGGCGCGCAUGGAAUCGUUACUCCGAUGUGCCACACCGAGGAGGAUGCCGUCAAGAUUGUCCGGCACUGCAAGUACCCCCCACAAGGGACUCGGGGUUACGGGCCGAUGUUCGCACCGCAUUCUUUCCCAGAGGUUCCUGCUGCCGAGUACGACAACAACGCAGACAACAGCAUUUUGGUUCUGGUGCAGAUUGAGUCCAGGUCGGGGGUGGAAAACGUAGAGAAAAUCACUCAAGUUGCAGGUCUUGAUGGUGUGCUCAUUGGUCCCUUCGACCUCUCCAAGCAGAUGGGUGUCAUCCGAGGUGGAGAGGAACAUGAGGCUGCAAUUCAGCGUAUCCUCAGGGCUGCCAAGUCUGCAGGCAAGAAGGUUGCCAUUUUCUGUACCGAUGGCGUGGACGCCCGCAAGCGUGCAGAACAAGGAUUCGACCUGGUUUCUAUCACCACCGAUGUCGGUGUCCUUGGCGGCGGAAUGACUCGCGAGCUGGGGAUUUCCAGUGGUGAAAUUGAAGGAGGAACGGGGAGGGAUGGAUACUAG